AGCAUUAUCACCGGUGUCUCCAUUCAGUUAACUUGUCUUAGAGGCUCCAACAAACAAGACCAAGCCAGUGCCUAGCCGGAGGCGGGCGGCACGGGACCGUUUUCUAGUUUUUUUUUCUUUCUUCUUUUUCAACCUUGGCAAAGAGAUAACGCCCUGAACAACGAGGAGGCCUCAGGAUGGCCAUGGAGGUUUGGACGCCCGCUCCAAGCGCUGGUUAAAAAUAAUAUGGAGACGGCACGGGAUUUGGCCUCUAGAAAAUAUAGGUCCCAUUGAAGAUGUGCAGGCGUCUGCACACGGCGGUGUGGAGGAGAAUAUGACAUCAGAUAUUAUUUGGUCGAAGAUCUCAGUGAAUACCCAUCUGUCCAUCUUGAAGACCUCAUGACACCGGAGAUGGCAAAGGAGAGACGCGAAGAUUACCUCUGCUGGGUUAACAUGGCACAAUCUCGGCUCAAUGAACCCAUCAGCUCCCAGGUUUGAGGACUUCUCCGGCUUCCGCAUCCCGAGUAGCUGGGAUUACGGACGCCUGCCACCACACCCAGCUCAAAUCAUUUUAUGAAUGCAUAUUUCCAUCUGGGUGAAAAAAAAAUCACAAGCCUCUCUCUCUUCCUACUGAGCACCUGUGAACAGUGACCUGCAGUUUGUGGCUGCAGCCAGUCCUCAUGGAGCCUGCUGUUCUUACAUUUCAUUCUGAGGCUCACAUUCUCAGUCACCAUGCAGAAGAACACCCGCCCCAUCCUGGGUCAUUACAGAGUGGGCCAAUCCAUCUGCUGCAUCUGAGGAGCUGGGUCCAGCUUCUACGGUGAAUCCAUAUAUUUCUGUAUUUCCUGGAUAAGGAAGAGGAAAGGAGCUGAGCUGGUGGAGGAAGAAGAUCUAAUAUUAACUGACUCCUUAUUUUGUACCAGUCAAGGACGUGUCAACAUAGAGACUUAGGAGGACAAAGUGAACUUCCUGAUCCCCAACAGGCAGAUCCCCAAAAGCCAAAAUGUAUGUGUCACCUUGGAAGAUGACGCACCAGGAAGAAUGGGGAGGAGGGAGGAGGAAAAACUGCUGAUGAGGCCGACUCGCUCUUUGGGGCUUAUCAUAUCAGCAAAGCCAGCUCUUUUGAGAUGGAAGAACAAAGAUGUUUCUCCUCUGUGAGGAGGUGACAGUGGUGUUCUGGGUGAAGGAGAGCAGCUUUGUCCUGGAAGGAAUCUGACUUGGAAGGAGGCCCAGUUGUCCAGCAGUGGAUAUGACGUCAGAUAUUGACACAGCCAACAAUCGACUCAUCAUUUCUGAAGACCUGUGGAGUGUCCAUUGUGGAUUUCUUAGAACCGCACAGAGUAUGCCGAGAUUCAAACAAGUCAUCUGUGUCCUGGGCUCCCCUCGCUUCACCUCUGGACACCAUUACUGGGAGUGGACAUGGCUGCACUCUUCCAAGAAGCAAGCAGCUGUCCCGUCUGCUCAGACUAUCUAGAGAAACCAAUGUCCCUGGAGUGUGGAUGCGCUGUCUGCUUCAAGUGCAUCAAUUCACUGCAGAAGGAGCCCCAUGGGGAGGAUCUACUUUGCUGUUGCUGUUCCAUGGUCUCUCAGAAGAACAAAAUCAGGCCCAGUUGGCAGCUAGAGAGGCUGGCUUCCCACAUCAAGGAACUGGAGCCCAAGCUGAAGAAGAUUCUGCAGAUGAACCCAAGGAUGCGGAAGUUCCAAGUGGAUAUGACCUUGGAUGCCGACACAGCCAACAACUUCCUCCUCAUUUCUGACGACCUCAGGAGCGUCCGAAGUGGGUGCAUCACACAGAAUCGGCAAGACCUUGCCGAGAGAUUUGACGUGUCCAUUUGCAUCCUGGGCUCCCCUCGCUUUACCUGUGGCCGCCACUACUGGGAGGUGGACGUGGGAACAAGCACAGAAUGGGACCUGGGAGUCUGCAGAGAAUCUGUUCACCGCAAAGGGAGGAUCCAUCUGACCACAGAGCGUGGAUUCUGGACUGUGAGUUUGAGGGAUGGAAGCCGCCUCUCUGCCAGCACGGUGCCGCUGACUUUCCUCUUCGUAGACCGCAAGUUACAGCGAGUGGGGAUUUUUCUGGAUAUGGGCAUGCAGAACGUUUCCUUUUUUGAUGCUGAAGGUGGUUCCCAUGUCUAUACAUUCAGGAGUGUCUCUGCUGAGGAGCCACUGCACUUGUUUUUUGCUCCUCCAAGUCCACCUAAUGGUGAUAAGAGUGUCUUGAGUAUCUGUCCUGUGAUAAACCCGGGCACUACUGAUGCUCCAGUCCAUCCUGGGGAGGCCAAAUAAGCCCCCACUGCAAAAAAACAAAAAACAGGUUAAGAAAAUUACUUGGGUGGGCAGACUUAGGAACGCUCUACUCGGUAAAAGCGUUAUACAAAGUCAUAGGAGAAAAAUAUGGGACAAUUCAUGAUUAUACUUAAUCUAAUUUGAUUAGUUUAUAAAUUGAGUCCUAAGUAUUAAUUAUUGCCACCAUCCAACUCAUUGAGUCUUAUGGUUCACAUCUUGUUUCCUAUAGAAAUAUUCUGUAUUCUGGGAUCAAUUUCCAAAUGCUUUUUUAUUUCUGUAAGUUCAAAUUAAUGUAUUAUAGAAGUUAUGAGUUAAAUAAACAUUGGAAUAUCA
Homo sapiens (human) is the source of this 2598-nucleotide messenger RNA. It is a transcript of the gene RFPL1, whose product is annotated as ret finger protein like 1. The record is from RefSeq and is marked validated. The coding region runs from base 1399 to 2265 and encodes 288 amino acids. Gene Ontology annotation, cellular component: cytoplasm; nucleus. The transcript is spliced from 10 exons. Lineage: Eukaryota; Metazoa; Chordata; Mammalia; Primates; Hominidae.